This is a messenger RNA of Candoia aspera, 5765 nucleotides long. Its product is annotated as disintegrin and metalloproteinase domain-containing protein 9-like. Bases 404 to 2572 code for a protein of 722 amino acids. Lineage: Eukaryota; Metazoa; Chordata; Lepidosauria; Squamata; Candoiidae. The record is from RefSeq and is a predicted model, not a curated record. Gene Ontology annotation, cellular component: plasma membrane. Gene Ontology annotation, molecular function: integrin binding; metalloendopeptidase activity. The transcript is spliced from 20 exons. Gene Ontology annotation, biological process: membrane protein ectodomain proteolysis; cell-cell adhesion mediated by integrin; transforming growth factor beta receptor signaling pathway.
AAUCUGUCGGACAAUGGGUUUUUUAUACCUAUCUUUACACAAAGUCACAUUUUUACAACUGUUGGAUUUCUCCAGCUUAAAAUAUUGAGAGCAGAGGGACAGACAGUCAGCUGCUGGCUAUCUUGGGGCGAUAGAUACUGAGAUUCCAACUGAUCAUGCUUUGGACAUCUACCAUAUAUUAGGAACAUAUACUUGGUCUUAGAUCGUUAGACCCCCCCAUCCUAAAGUGUGUCUGUGGAACUUCUACAUUUCAUAGAAUGGGGAGGAAACGCCAUUUUGUUUGUUUGGGACUUGGUCCCGAGGUACAACUGAAUCGUCUGCUAAUGCUGCUUUCUCUCCACUUUUUGAGGAAACGUUGUCGUACGUUGUUUCAAUUGAAGGAGUACAGUACACAAUUCAUCUGAUGAGGAACAAAGAACUGGUGCCAACAGACUUCAAAAUUUAUACCUACAAUAAAAAAGGAAAACUGCAAACACAUACUCCAAACUUACAGAAUCACUGCUACUACCAGGGAUAUGUCGAAGGAAUUGCAGAUUCGUCAGUUGCAGUCAGCACUUGUUUUGGGAUCAGGGGCGUUGUGCAAAUCAGGAAUAUGACCUAUGGAAUUCAGCCAACAUAUGUAGCUUCUCAACAUGCUGUCUACCGCAUGGAGAAUGUGAAGAGGGAGCCCAGGGCCUGCGGCAUUCCUGAUCUGGAUGGAAAACAGGAAAACACAGAUGCUCAGCACCACCCUGAUUUUUCUCUGCUGACGAGAAGGAAAAGAGGCAUUCUUCAACAAACAAGAUACGUGGAGCUUUUCAUCGUUGUGGACAAAGAAAGGUAUCACUUGCUAGGCCAGAAUACAACUGCAGUAAGAGAAGAGAUGAUGCAGCUGGCAAACCAUCUGGAUAGCAUGUACAUUAUGUUGAACAUCCGCAUUGUGCUGGUUGGCCUGGAGAUCUGGACGUUUGAAAAUAAGAUCCGAAUUGAAGGAGGAGCAGGGGAUGUUCUUGCCAACUUCGUGCAGUGGAGAGAGCAGGAUCUUGUCCCACGCCGACGGCAUGACAGCGCCCAGCUUGUUCUGAGGAAGGAAUUUGGUGGCACAGCUGGGAUGGCUUAUGUAGGAACUGUGUGCUCCAAAAGUCAUGCUGGAGGCAUUAAUGUGUUUGGACACACCAGCGUGCAGGUGUUUGCAUCCAUUGUUGCUCAUGAGCUUGGCCACAACCUGGGAAUGAACCACGAUGAUGACAGAAACUGUCACUGUGAAACAGGGAACUGUAUUAUGAACUCUGGAGCAUCAGGUGCUAGAAAUUUCAGCGCGUGCAGCGAGGAAGACUUUGAAAAGCUAACCUUGAACAAGGGUGGAAGUUGCCUUCUCAACAUCCCCAGGCCCGAUGAAACCUACAGCGUCCCCUAUUGUGGCAACAAGCUUGUGGAUGCAGGAGAAGAGUGUGAUUGUGGGUCAGUGGAGGAAUGUAAGUCUGAUCCCUGCUGUGAGGCAGGAACUUGCAGGCUGCGCUCAGGGGCCAUCUGCGGUUAUGGAGAUUGCUGUCAAGAUUGUCAGUAUCUUUCCAAAGGCACCGUGUGCCGGGAGACAGCCAGCGAGUGUGACCUUCCAGAGUAUUGCAAUGGGUCUUCCGCCUUCUGCCCGCAGGAUGUCACCAUUCAGAAUGGACACCCUUGCCACCAAGAUGAGGCCUACUGCUACAAUGGGGUUUGCCAGUAUUAUGAGUUACAGUGUCAGAAUAUCUUUGGACCACAAGCAAAGGUUGCCCCUGAAAUUUGUUUCUUGGAAGUGAAUUCCAAAGGGGACCGGUUUGGAAACUGUGGUUAUCAGAACCGUGAAUUCAAGAAGUGUUCAAGCUGGAAUGCCAUGUGCGGAAAGCUGCAGUGUGAGAACGUGAAAACCUUACUUGUCUUCGGGAUCAAGCCUGCCAUUAUUCAAACUCCUAUCAAAGGCAACACUUGUUGGGGUGUUGACUUCCAGCUAGGAUCAGAUGUGCCGGAUCCUGGGAUGGUGAAUGAAGGAACCAAGUGUGCACCUGGAAAGGUUUGCAAACACUACCAAUGUGUUGAUGCGUCCGUGUUAGAUUAUGACUGCGACAUAAAGAAUAAAUGUAGUGGGCAAGGGGUAUGCAACAGCAAUAAAAAUUGCCACUGUAACUCAGAGUGGGCCCCUCCCUACUGCGAUUCCCCCGGAUAUGGUGGAAGUGUAGACAGUGGACCCGCUUACAAUGACAGGGAUGCUGCAACACGAAACUGGAUAAUGGCGUUCGUGUUUAUAGUUCUCCCCAUCCUGAUAGCUUUAGUCAUUCUUUAUCGCAGAAGAAAUCAAAUGAUCUCUUCCAUGAUGCCACUAGUGGAGGCCUGUUGCAGACCUUUUCGCAGAUCAGGUGUCGGUAGGCAGCAGGCUGUUCGAACCGAGCGCCCACGCAACUUUCCGUAUUCUUCCAGAGGUGCAUCAUCUUCAGCGGUAGUGUCAUCCAUGGACCAGCAGUGUGUCCCACCAAGGCCUCCGCCCCCAAUGCUGAAAACUACAAAAGCAUCGGACCAGAUUUUUCCUUCUCGACCAGCACCUUUGCCUCCUAUAUAAAACAUCUCAUUUGACUUUCGCAAGCCGCCCCCCCCCCCUUCUUAGAGCAGAGCUCCCUCCAGCUUUCAUCAAAUGACGCUUGAAUCUGUCUUUUCCUCCUUGGCACUGGAUAAAGAGGAAAGAAAAUACAGAAGCAAAAAUGAGAUGAAAAAACCAAGGAAUGUAAACUUAUCAAAUACCUCUCCAGGAACUGAAAUCACUGAGUCUGUGAAAACUGUCUGAGCUGGCAACAUUUGGGCUGCGUUGCUGGAAGAUAUCAGUUUGAACUGGAACAAAGUUUUGGGUGCAACUGCAUCUUCCUUCUUUUUACGAUUAGAUUUAAUCAUAAGAUACUUGACAUAUGCAAUCCCCCCCGCAUCGCCAGUCCCUGAUGGAUUUUCUAGAAAAUAAAAUCAGUUAAGGGAAGGCGGGCAUAACAUUUUUUAAGGACCAGUAUGCUGAUCAAGAAGUCUAGUUGUGUUUCACUAAAAUCUAUCUUACUGAAAAGUGUCAUUAUCAAAAACAAAUGCAGUUCUGCUUGGUUGGGGAGAGGAACUGGGUAUGGACAGCACUGGUUGGCAGGAGCCUGUUCCUUCACCGAGACAUCCUCGGCCUUGAAAGCAUUGUGGCUAUUCUUGAAUUUUUCUUCUGAAAAUAGUGCAAACAACAGACAUGUAUAACUGCGUGUGGCACUUUAAAUGAUUGGACCAAAAUAUGACAAGAGGAUCAAGGCUUGCAUGUAAUAUGCUUGUGUUUGCAUCAGUUGCUCAAAAUACAAAGCCAGGAGGAUGCCAGUUCAUUCUGUGGCUGAGAGGCAUGGUUUGACAGCUGCGCUUUUAAAAAAACCCUUACAUCUGUCCUCACAUCUGUAGCUGCACCAAGAUAGAUCAGAGCUGCACUCCAAAGUAGGCCAACCCAGGAGUGGAAACAAAAUUAAAUUGUUCUGUGUGGAUUGGAGUUUCUUAUCUGGAAAUGCAUGGAGGCUAAAAGAGACAUGGGAAAAUGUGAAGAAUAAGGACUGUGCAAUUUUCUUCCUCUCUGCUUAGAAAUAAGACCCACUAAGUUCAAUGGGACAUUUGUUCAGUGGGUAUAAUAUUGCAAGCUCAGCCAAGCAGGGCUAUCAGACCAAGGACUCUGACUGUUCAUCGCUGACACUGACAUUGUUCUGUAAUGAAAAAAGAUGGAAGAAUUGGUAGGAGAAGAGUAUAAAUGGAAGAUGAUCCUCCCUGUGACUGGUUUGAUAAGGAUGUGGUCAUAAAGUCCAAAUUGGUGGCCAUGAUGUUGCGAUCAAAGCUCUUCCCAUUUGAAUGCACCUGCAUAAAAAUGGGCAGAGCUGCAAUCACACUACAGGUAGUCCUCUCAGCAACCACAAUUGGGAUGGGCAACUCAGUCGUUAAGUAAAGUGGUCGCUAAGUGAAACCACAACCGUGCUUACAAUCUUCCUUCGGCUUUCCUUUGCUUUACAGACCUGUGAGGAUUGUCAGUGCAAGGAUCGGUCCCAAAGUGACUUUUUCAUCACCUUUGUAACUGCGAACAUCACUAAAUGAGGCAGUUGCUAAAUGAGGACUACCUACAUCAUGGCCGCCAACUUGACUUUUUCCCCGUGCCCUGCUGACAGCCCUGCUUCUGCCAGAAUUGAGGCAGGGUGAUUGCACAACAAGCUACUUGUCUGGGUGCCUUCUCCUUCCUGAAAGUUAAUGAAAUGCAUUGUUAGCAUGUUCAUAGCUUUUAAUGCUGUGGGUGACUGUUAACGCAUUCUAAACAGCUAAUUUUAUUUCAGCUGGCUGACCUUACAACUGUGUUUAAUAAAAGAUGUUAGGGAUGUCUAACCGUUUUUAGUUAACAAGCACUAACCUGGGAAAUUCUUCUAAUUAACCACUACUGGUUCUUCUAAAUGAUGGUACAAGAAUUGCACCUUAGUGGGGAGUAAGUGGCUUAAAGGUUCCAAAAACUCUCCUGGAUUUGCUAGAAUUCUAAACUGUUUACCUGUCAAUUUUUUUCCCCAAAAAGCAUAUGCUUGAAAAAGGAAUGAAAACCAAUGUCCAAGUUUAGAAAUCAAGACUGUACUUUCCACUGAUGGCUAUUACGUUGACAUUUGUCUAGUUCAGGAGUUUUCAAACUUUUUCAGGCCAUGGAAACUGUUUGUUUUAUAAAACAUCCUGGAUCCCUAAUUAAGGGGGUUGAGGCUUCUGGAUGACAGCUGACAAGCCUUGCCCUUUCUGGGGGCAGAUGGCUGAGAGUGUUCAAGUCCCCCCCAAUUCCAUUCUGGAGAGGGGCUUCCCCCCCACUUCAUGCUGCAGUCCCAUUCAAGUCCCAGCAGAACCCCAGGUCUGCAUGGAAGUCAGUUUGAAAAACCCUGGUCUAGUUUAUUGUACUAUAUUUGGGGACUGGAAGACACUUCCCAUGUUUCAUAUGGGACACAGAAGAAAGACCAGGGUGUCCCCCUUCUGAAUAUAGUCUGCAUUUUUCAGGGUCACAGAAAUGCUACACAAAUAGUGCUAAGACCGUCCAAAUUAGUGCCAGCUUUUCAGUUUUGCUGUGCUUUUCCCUGCCAAACUAAUGGGCACCACUGAAAAUACAAAGAGCAGAUGGAAACAAUGGUGAAACUGUGAUGUUGAAUAUAUACACGCCCAAAUGGCUGACUAGAUAUGUUAGCUUCAUGGGCAGUCUGCACCUUCUCCAGCUUAACCUAUUUGCUCUAAUAUCUGCCUUGAUGCAAAAUCCAUUUUAUUAUCUGAACCCUUGGACAAUGGCAUGAGCACUUUAAAUCUGAGAGGCCUGCUGAAGAAUCCAAUCUGUCCUUAAAAAUGGCUUUUUCAGAUCAAUCAGGGAUGCUUAUAUUGGCUAAAUAUUGUUGGACUGAAUUGUGCCAAUCCUUGCACCAUCGACUGAGCCGGAGUUUGAAUGUUGCUGAAAAGAUUCUGCUAGCUUUGGGGUCAUAGAUUGGCACGGGUGUUAGACAAGGGGGUGGGAUCUCUCCCGGUUAGACACAAUAUGGUUAGUUCAUAAUGGACAAGGAUUCUUGCAAAUCAGUAAACUAUCUCCAAAGAGUGGAAUAGUUAUGAGUAAAUUAUGUAAAGAUUUAUUCCCUAGCUGUCCAACAUAACUCUUUGUUUGGUAAAUGUACACAUCAUUCUUGCCAAAAGAGAGUUUUUAGUGUUUGUAUAUAGUCAUUUGUGUUAAUAAAAUACUUGAAUGAUUUAGUCUCAAAAAA